GCCACUUGGCUUGCAUGAAGCGUACGUUUUAGCUAGUGGUGGACUCGCUUUGCUUGUAUUAAAAAAGGAAACCAAAAAAGGGGGGAAAUGGAAACCACCAAUUCCGCGCAUGCAUAUGCAUGUUGGAGCGAUUAUAAAGCCAAUUUUCAUCAUUCAUAGAACACAAAACACAAACACUCCAAAAUGAUUCAUAGAACACAAACACCAGAUCUCCCUAACCGCACCUCAGAUUCACCGCCAAAAUCAACGAACCGCAUCGGUUACAUGUUUCGCGAGCGCGUGCCGUUCCUGCUCGUGGGCGUGGCCAUUGCCAGCGUCUUCUUCCAGCUCCUCCCUUCUCGAUCCAUAGUGUCGGCUCCUCACGACUCGUUCCUCGAGACCGAGUUGGCUCUGCCGACUCGGCGGGUGCUGUUGGAAGGGUCGACGACUCAGGAGAAGAAGGGAAGGGUCCCUCUCGGGGUGAGAGGCAAGAAGCAGAAGAGGGUCCUGGUGACCGGUGGAGCCGGUUUCGUUGGAAGCCAUCUGGUGGACCGUCUGAUUGAAAGGGGCGACAGCGUGAUCGUGGUAGAUAACUUGUUCACGGGAAGGAAAGAGAACGUGCUGCACCACAUGGGGAACCCAAACUUCGAACUCAUUCGCCACGACGUCGUUGAACCCAUCCUUCUCGAGGUUGACCAGAUCUACCACUUGGCUUGCCCCGCUUCUCCUGUCCAUUACAAGUUCAACCCCGUCAAGACAAUCAAGACAAAUGUGGUGGGCACGCUCAACAUGUUGGGAUUGGCAAAGAGAGUGGGUGCUCGUUUUCUGAUUAGUAGCACCAGUGAGGUUUACGGUGAUCCACUUCAGCACCCUCAGGCUGAGACCUACUGGGGAAACGUUAAUCCCAUUGGUGUAAGGAGCUGUUAUGACGAGGGAAAGCGCACUGCAGAGACUUUGGCAAUGGAUUAUCACAGAGGUGCUGGUAUUGAGGUAAGGAUUGCUCGAAUCUUCAACACUUAUGGACCGAGAAUGUGCCUUGAUGAUGGGCGUGUAGUCAGUAACUUCGUCGCUCAGGCUUUGAGGAAGGAGCCAUUGACUGUUUAUGGCGAUGGAAAGCAGACACGAAGCUUUCAAUAUGUCUCAGACCUGGUAGAAGGCUUAAUGCGGCUGAUGGAAGGUGAGCAUGUUGGUCCUUUCAAUCUCGGCAACCCUGGUGAAUUCACCAUGCUUGAACUGGCUCAGGUGGUGCAAGAGACUAUAGACCCAAAUGCGAAGAUAGAGUUUAGACCUAACACAGAAGAUGACCCACAUAAGAGGAAGCCCGACAUCUCCAAAGCGAAGGAGCUUCUUGGUUGGCAGCCCACUGUGUCCCUCCGUGAGGGACUUCCUCUGAUGGUCUCUGAUUUCCGGCAAAGAUUGUUUGGUGACUCAAAACUCACUGGCGGCAAAGGUGCAUCCGAAGCAGCAUAGAUUAAUAUAAAAACUAUGUGAGGUAGAAAAGAGAAUUAAAAGUUAGCAAAAAUAAACAUUAUAUAUAUAACAAAAUUUGGCUUGAGUAGCUCAUUUUGAAUUACAUUAGAUAUCUAUAUAUUAGGCAUUCAGUGAGAUUUAUAUAUACUAUACCUCUGACAGCGAAAUAAACAGCAUACCUACCAAUAGA
This is a messenger RNA of Glycine soja, 1639 nucleotides long. RefSeq names its product UDP-glucuronic acid decarboxylase 2-like. Gene Ontology annotation, cellular component: cytoplasm. Gene Ontology annotation, biological process: D-xylose metabolic process. The coding region runs from base 184 to 1449 and encodes 421 amino acids. The transcript has 7 exons. Lineage: Eukaryota; Viridiplantae; Streptophyta; Magnoliopsida; Fabales; Fabaceae. The record is from RefSeq and is a predicted model, not a curated record. Gene Ontology annotation, molecular function: NAD+ binding; UDP-glucuronate decarboxylase activity.